Staurois parvus is the source of this 291-nucleotide messenger RNA. The record is from the annotation of a GenBank genome assembly. Lineage: Eukaryota; Metazoa; Chordata; Amphibia; Anura; Ranidae.
UAUGCGGCCGUGCAGGCCACGUUUUGCGCGGGCAAGAGAGCCCAUUCAUUUGAAUGGACCCCAAUGCCCCGUGACACGCAGGGAAGAAGUCCCUGCACUUCUUUGGAAACGGCAGCCCCCACGGGAACCUUGGUUCCCAGUGCGGUUGCGAUUUCCAGUGCGGGCGGCGUGCCAUUAGAACUAAUGGCACCCGCCCGCGGGUCCGCAUUUCUCUGUGCGGGUGGUGAGGCUGCACGGAUUUUCGUGCAGAUCCGUAGCAGCACCACCUGCACAGAUGUGAAUCUAGCCUUA